CGCCUGUCCCCGGUCCGGGAGGGGCCGCCCGGGGCCCGGCGGCCGCGGAGAGAUGAGCGGCAGCAGCGCUAAGAGGGCUCCCACCACGGCCACGCAGCGGCUGAAGCAGGAUUACCUGAGGAUCAAAAAGGAUCCCGUGCCUUACAUCUGCGCUGAGCCCUUGCCCUCCAACAUCCUGGAAUGGCACUACGUGGUGCGAGGGCCUGAGCUGACCCCAUAUGAAGGUGGAUAUUACCACGGAAAAUUAAUAUUCCCUCGAGAAUUCCCGUUCAAGCCCCCCAGUAUUUAUAUGAUCACCCCCAAUGGAAGGUUCAAGUGCAACACGAGGCUGUGUCUGUCCAUCACGGAUUUCCACCCGGACACCUGGAACCCAGCGUGGUCCGUGUCCACCAUCCUGACGGGGCUGCUGAGCUUCAUGGUGGAGAAGGGGCCCACCCUGGGCAGCAUCGAGACCUCCGAGUUCACCAAAAGGCAGCUGGCUGCACAGAGCUUAGCAUUUAAUUUAAAAGAUAAAGUCUUCUGUGAGCUCUUCCCUGAAGUGGUGGAGGAGAUGAAGCAGAAGCAGAAAGCCCAGGAGGAGCUGAGCUCCAGACCUGCGGCGCUGCCCCUGCCCGACGUGGUGCCGGACGGGGACGCGCUCCUGGGGCACAACGGGCACCCCCUGGGCGCCGGGCCCGCGGCCGCGCCGCCCGGCCACGCCGGGGGGCUGCAGCAGCCCCCCAGGAACCACGGACUCUUGGGGGGGGCCCUGGCGAACUUGUUUGUCAUCGUGGGCUUCGCCGCCUUCGCCUACACAGUCAAGUACGUGCUGAGGAGCAUAGCCCAGGAGUGACGUCCCGCAGGAGACCAAAUUCUACUGGGGUCUGGGGGGGAUUCGGGCUCUUCGGGGGCGGUUCUGGGGUGGUUUUGGCCUUCCCGGGUGGAAUUGUGGUGGAGUUGUGGGUUGGGAAUCAAAGCGUUCUUCGGGAUCCACCUUGGUUUGUAGAGUUCUCCUCCAUCUGUGGUUUGAACAUCGAAGAUCUCCAGCAAAUUUUGACUCGUUGAGUUUUCUCUCCAAGAGGAGUGGGACACUUCGGAAUGGCACGCUUUGGGUGGAGAAUUUGGGGGCUUUGCCCUUUUUGGGUUCUAGUGGGGCUUUGGGUUCUGCUGCUCAUCGUGGGCUUCGCCGCCUUCGCCUGCACAGUCAAGGAAGUCCUGAAGAGGAGAGUCCAGGAGUGACGUCCCGCAGGAGACCGAAUUUUACUGGGGUUUUGGGGGGAUUUUGGGGUUUUUUGGGGGGAUUCUGGGCGUUUUGCCCUGCCUGGGUUGUGGUGGGACUCGGGGAACCACCUUGGUUUGUAGAGUUCCUCCAUCUGUGGUUUGAACAUCAGAGAUCUUCAGCAAAUUUUGACUCGGUUGAGGUUUCAAUCCAAGAUGAUGGGACACUUUGGAGUGGGACUUUUGGGGUGGAAAAUUUGGGAUUUAGCCCUCCUGGGUUUUUUUGGGUUGGGAAGUCAAAAGGAUUUUUGGGGAACCACCUUGGUUUGUAGAGUUCUCCUCCAGCUGUGGUUUGAACAUCGAAGAUCUUCAGCCAAUUUUGACUCGGUUGAGUUUUCAGUCCAGGAUGAGUGGGACUUUUUGGGUAGAAAAUUUGGGAUUUUUUUGUCCUUCCUGGGUUGUUUUGGGGUUUUGGGUUCUGCUGCUCAUCAUGGCCUUCGCCCUUUUCCUUCAGUUCUUUUUUUAAAAAAAACCCAAAAUUUCUUUGGUAUCCAGGAAAUAUUUUUGUCCCCAAAUCCCAACCCCAAAAUUCCAUUGGGAAUUUUUGAGGCAAAACUCCAAAUUUGCUCCCUUUUCCUUCAAUUCUUUAAAAAAAAAAACCCCAAAAUUCCUUUGGGAUUCUGAGAGUAUUUCACCCCAAAUUCCAACUGCCAAAAUCCCAACCCCAAAAUUCCUUUGGGAAUUUUUGAGGUAAAACCCCAGAUUUGGUUCCUUUUCCUUCAAUUCUUUAAUAAAACCUCAAAAUUCUUUUGGGAUUCCAAAAAUAUUUUGCCCCAAAUCUCAAAAUCCCAAAAUUCAACCCUUCAAUUUUAUUAAAUUCUUUCAAAUCAUCAAAACCCCAUUAAAAAAAAAAAAAAAAAAAAUGUGUUGCAUUUAAACCCCAAAACUUCAAGAAUUCCAAAAUUUGUUGGGAUUCCCUGGAUUUGGAGGAAGAUUUGGGAUUCCAGGAUUUGGGAACGGAAUUUUUAAUUCCCCUUUUUUGGGGUUGAUUUGUGUUUUCCUGGGAAUUCAAUUUUUCCUCAUCUCAAAAAAUCCCAAAAAAAAAGAAAUUUCAGCCUCUCCCUCAGGAGAAAAUCUUGGAAUAAACCCUUUAAAUUCCACGUUGUCAUUCCAUGGAUUUAAAAAUUUGGGAAUUUUUCCACAGAUUCUUCCAUUUCAUAAAAAUUCCUGAAUUUUUGGGGGGAUUUUUUUCUUGGAGAUUCCUGAAUUUCCCCAGGAGUGGGAAUGGUGUAAAGUGAUUUAUUCAGAAUAAAAUUCCAUCAAAAUCGA
Molecule: messenger RNA, 2526 nt
Organism: Lonchura striata (white-rumped munia)
Lineage: Eukaryota; Metazoa; Chordata; Aves; Passeriformes; Estrildidae
Gene: UBE2J2
Product: ubiquitin conjugating enzyme E2 J2
Source: RefSeq, a predicted model, not a curated record